AUGUAUAGGGAACUAAAGGUCCAGCACAUGGACAUCUCUGUUCGAAACGAUGUACAACCGCCGGGAACAGUGGACCGAUCGGGCACCGGCCUCAAUGUGAUGAGCCUUCAAAACUUUGUAAAACGGAAGCCUAUUUCAAAAGAUGCCAUAACCGUCCAAUCACUCGUGAAAAGAAAGCAUGCGCAUACGAAAGACGGCGAAAAUCUGGGGCCGGAAAAAUCAUCCACUCAACCGUUAGGAUGGCGAGUCCAAAACGGAGGAACGUUGUGUGAGCAAACUACCAAGAAGUCCAAAUUGAAUAAUUCCUGA
Molecule: messenger RNA, 309 nt
Organism: Spizellomyces punctatus DAOM BR117
Lineage: Eukaryota; Fungi; Chytridiomycota; Chytridiomycetes; Spizellomycetales; Spizellomycetaceae
Exons: 1
Coding region: 1-309 (102 amino acids)
Source: RefSeq, a predicted model, not a curated record